Molecule: messenger RNA, 1766 nt
Organism: Dalotia coriaria
Lineage: Eukaryota; Metazoa; Arthropoda; Insecta; Coleoptera; Staphylinidae
Gene: mag
Product: magro
Exons: 6
Coding region: 336-1622 (428 amino acids)
Biological process (GO): lipid metabolic process
Molecular function (GO): hydrolase activity, acting on ester bonds
Source: RefSeq, a predicted model, not a curated record
CUUUCAGUGAUUCAGCUCGUACGUUUUUAAUAUCUAUUUACCAAGUAUUCCAAUGUGCACUUAAAAUAAAUAACAAAUGACUCAUUAUAGCUAAUUACGCGCUGUUUAUUUUAAAAACAAGUUCUCUAAAAAAAGUAUAGUUGCAAAAUAUUGCUCGAAUCAUCCAUCAACGGAAUCAAAACUUUAGUAAAAGGUCAGCCGGCAGCAGUGAGUCGCAAUUGAUAAAUAAUAGUGACUAAUUCAACGCUUAUCAUAACUGUGGGCCUGCAGAAAUCCGCUAUAAACAUGACCAACGACUGCGGACAAGUUUAAUUGAUGUCCAGCACUCAAACAAGAUGCAUCACGUUAUAUUUGCAUUGUUACCGCUAAUAUUAGUCACAAACUGUGAAGAAACAUCAGUUUAUCCAGAAUAUACCAAAGAAACAAGCACAGAAUCGGGAUUAUUAAGUAUGGACAGUGUUAAUCCAGAUAGUUAUCUAAAUCCGGGUCAAAUUAUCAGACGGUAUGGAUACACAUCUGAAUCCCAUGUGAUAGAAACAGAAGAUGGGUACCUUUUGACAGUACAUCGCAUCCCAAAGUCUAAAAAUGGCACGGUUGGCAAACAACCGGUACUUUUACAACAUGGCCUCCUAGCAACCAGUACUUGCUUCCUGGAUGAAGGAAAUAAAUCACUAGCGUUUAUCCUUUCGGAUUUAGGGUAUGAUGUUUGGUUGGGGAACGCCAGGGGGAACGAAUAUUCCCGGGCACAUGUUACUCUUCUACCAGAAGAUACAAAAUUUUGGAAUUUUAGCUGGCAUGAAAUGGCGAUUUUUGACAUACCAGCUGUAGUUACCUAUAUUUCCGACACAACAAACAGCCCUGGUGAUAUUUUAUACGUGGGACAUUCAAUGGGAACAACAAUGUUCUUUGCUUUCGCUUCUCUGAAGCCACAAAUCGCCGCAAAAGUUAAAGCUAUGGUUGCAUUGGCACCAGUUGCCUUUAUGACACAUUUAACAUCACCAAUUAAAUAUUUAGCACCUUGGGUGAACGACAUAGAUUUUAUAGCGAAGCACUUAGGCAUAAACGAAUUUUUACCAAGCAGUAAAGUGAUGAAACUCAUGGCUUUUGAUUGUUUAAGUAAAUUUACACGGAAAAUAUGCGAAAAUCUUCUAUUUCUCAUCGCAGGAUUUAAUAAAGAUCAAGUGGAUGAGAAAACUUUAGAGGUGGUUUUAGCGCAUAUGCCUUCCGGCACCUCCACCAAAACAGUCCUGCAUUAUUUACAAGAAAUUUCGUCGAAAGGCGAUUUCAGGCAGUAUGACUACGGAACAGAUGGAAAUAUUAUUCAGUAUGGACAACCAACACCACCAGAGUAUAAUCUACAGGAUAUACAAGUUCCUGUGUACUUGAUGUACGCAGAUAGUGACAUGCUAGCCAGUCCUUUAGAUGUUAAACGUCUCUAUACACGUUUAACUCAACGUAUUGGAAUUUAUGAAGUACCACUUCCCAGUUUCAACCAUGUGGACUUCCUGUUUGCUAAAGAUGUCGUCAAAUUGGUUUAUAACAACCUCACAGCAACUUUAAAACAAUAUGCGGUGAAUUCAAGUAGUGGUCAAGGGUUUUUUCGGGACCUACCCAAUAAUUAAUGUGUUUAUCAUUGUGUUGCACGUUUUUUAUUGGGUGAAUUAAUUGAUAAUUACUGUAAUGUUCAUUUUAAUGUUAAUUAUGUGAUGGGUAUCGGAAAAUACAACGGAACUUGUACGUCGGAUGACAAACAAACAUCAACAACA